GAGCGGGAAGCAUAAGCAGCGCCGCAAAGGAGAGACAGAAGGGGAAAGGAGAAGCAGGCAGAGCGUGGCAGAGCGCUUGUUCUGCCGAAGGAGCGGAUUUGGGGGGAGAAAGACCCUCUUUUCCCCCCUUCCUCGCCCUUCCUAGCCAGCAAGACCCUUCUUGCGACCGACAUGGAGCCCGCAGCCAGGAAGAACAAGGCGGAGGAGGGCGAGCAGCCACAGCAGCAGCAGCAGCAGGAAAAGGAGGAGGAGGAAGAAGUGGACCCCCGGAUCCAGGGAGAGCUAGAGAAGUUGAAUCAAUCUACAGAUGAUAUUAAUCGGAGAGAAACCGAGCUUGAGGAUGCCCGUCAAAAAUUUCGUUCUGUCCUCGUUGAAGCUACAAUCAAACUAGAUGAAUUAGUGAAGAAGAUUGGGAAAGCUGUCGAAGAUUCAAAACCUUACUGGGAAGCUCGGAGGGUUGCAAGGCAGGCCCAGCUGGAAGCUCAGAAAGCAACACAGGAUUUCCAGAGAGCCACAGAGGUGCUCCGGGCUGCAAAGGAGACCAUUUCCCUGGCUGAGCAGAGGCUGCUGGAAGAUGACAAGCGUCAGUUUGACUCUGCCUGGCAGGAGAUGCUUAACCAUGCCACCCAAAGGGUCAUGGAGGCAGAGCAGACGAAAACCAGAAGUGAGCUGGUGCACAAGGAGACAGCAGCCAAGUAUAAUGCUGCCAUGGGCAGAAUGAAGCAGUUGGAGAAGAAACUGAAAAGAGCUAUAAAUAAAUCCAAGCCUUACUUUGAACUCAAGGCAAAAUACUAUGUACAACUAGAGCAAUUGAAAAAGACGGUGGACGAUCUGCAAGCAAAACUGUCCUUGGCAAAGGGUGAAUACAAAACAGCACUGAAGAACCUAGAAAUGAUCUCUGACGAGAUCCAUGAGAGGAGGCGAGCUUCUUCCAUGGGGCCCAGAGGGUGUGGUGUGGGCGCUGAAGGCAGCAAUACUUCGGUGGAAGACCUUUCAACAUGCAAAUUGGAGCCAGAUAAUAUCUCUAUGGCUUCGGAAGUGUUUGAGGAUGACAACUGCAGCAGUGUUGUAUCUGAAGAGGAUUCUGAAACCCAGUCUGUGUCCAGUUUCAGUUCUGGUCCCACGAGUCCUUUUGAUAUGCCGACUCAGUUCCUUCCUGUGGCGCGACCCAGAAGCUUGGAUCUGUCCAGCCCCGUCUCGCUCUCUGAAUUUGGCGUAUUUCCUUUAUUAGGACCUCGCAGUGAAUGUAGUGGGGCUUCUUCUCCCGAGUGUGAAAUUGAAAGAGGUGACAGGGCUGAAGGUGCAGAGAACAAGACACUUGACAAAGUGAAUAAGAACAGGAGUAGCAACGGCUCUUCUUCGGGUGGCCCAAUGUUGGACAACAGGAUGAAGCGACUCUCCCUCCAAUGCCUGAAAGUCAAAGAUGGGAUUUGUCCCGACAGAAAAACAGUACAGAUUGGAUGAAAUUGAUGCCACUUUGCAGCGAACGAGAAUUCUAACUUAUUUAUACACAAACAUCUUCUGGACGUCAGAAGGACAUUGUGCCAAUAACAAAUAUAUGCCAAAUCUCUUGAGUGUUAACUCUUUAAAACUGCACUAAGUUACAUCAGUGUUGAGGGCUGAUGCGUGUGGUGUGUUUUGAAAAAUAAAUGACAUCAUUUUGACAGAUGUCGACCACAUACAUCAUCAACUGUGCCUGUACUGCACACACUUCAUAUCUCUGUAGCAGUUUGGCAGAAGCAAUAACUCGUGCUGUGCCACUUGAGCACAGAGGCCAUGCCAAAUGGUUGCGAGGCGCAGCCGAUUGCCAUUUGGUGAGCUGAGCUGCUGUUCAGACAUACUAGAAUUCCAAAGUGCCAGUGGCAUAUCUUUUUAAAUACCUUGUUCUUUCACUGUAUUAUGUUUUGGGGUUAUGAAAAAAGCUCUUGCAUGUAAUUGAGCCUAGAAACAUCUGCUUUCUCUAGAGCUAAUGAGUGAUAGAUGAUAUCUCAAUGGUAGCAUAAAUGGAUGAAUAUUGGUGCACAUGCUGUUUGAGGGAGGGCAGGUUAACAUGAUAAUGAACCCAGUGACUGAUAUGUAAUGUAUAGUGGAAAUUCUUACCAAGGACACAUUUUCCAGCACUUUUAAAGUGAGGACUGUAUGAUAUGGUGUCCCAUCACUAGGCAUGGUUAGGAAAAGUUACGCUUACCCCUUGGCCUACCAAGUAAAAGUGGCGAGGUGUGCAUGAAAGGCAGCAUAUCUGCAAGUUAGGAUUGAAGAAUGGGUGAAUACUUUCUGCUAUCUAUGUCGGGUGUCAUGUAUAAUGUAUUUGGAUUCAUUAAAAGGGACGUAUACAUGUAGCAUCCCUUAAGCAAAAAGCUAAAUGAGACUGGAGGGUUGAAGCAUGCUUUAGUAGCAGCUGUUAGGCAGUAGAGAAGUCUGGUAGUUACACUAAUAAUAGUUAAAAUUGGAUAUUUUUUUGCUUUGGUAGUAUUUCUGGAAAUGGCAUAUGCCAUCCAAUAAUAAGCUUAUUUAUUUUCUGGAUGUUUAUUGCCCCACAGUUUGCUUGGUUUAGUUUUGUCACAUUUCCCCCUAUUAUGUAACUUAUACAUCUAUUCUGGAAACAAAUGUAAAAAAAAAAAAACCUUUCACACUACAGUAAACAUCUCCUCUUCCCCUUUUUAAUUUUGUCUACAUGUGCAGUAUGGUUACAUUAAGUGUUUUAAAUGAUUUUAGGGGAAAAAAACUUGAUAAAUGUGUUUUCUGAGCUAUACACCUACCUUCCAUUUGUUUGCUUGGCUUACAUUUCAGCUAAGGAGAUGAAUGCUGUGAGUGCCAAAUGGAACGGUAAAAUAAAGAGAAAAGUAGAA
Messenger RNA from Anolis sagrei ordinatus, 2849 nucleotides. It is a transcript of the gene SH3BP5, whose product is annotated as SH3 domain binding protein 5. The record is from RefSeq and is a predicted model, not a curated record. Gene Ontology annotation, biological process: intracellular signal transduction; negative regulation of protein tyrosine kinase activity. NCBI's taxonomy places the organism in Eukaryota, Metazoa, Chordata, Lepidosauria, Squamata, Anolidae. Gene Ontology annotation, cellular component: cytoplasm. Gene Ontology annotation, molecular function: protein kinase inhibitor activity.